Messenger RNA from Suillus subaureus, 1016 nucleotides. RefSeq lists its product as uncharacterized. The transcript is spliced from 6 exons. The record is from RefSeq and is a predicted model, not a curated record. Bases 177 to 752 code for a protein of 191 amino acids. Lineage: Eukaryota; Fungi; Basidiomycota; Agaricomycetes; Boletales; Suillaceae.
GAGACGUCAAAAAUGAAAUUGUCUGCAAAAUGUCAAGAAUCUUUGCAAAGGUAAAAAAACAUACAAUAAGCAAAGAUCACAUGCACUUUGCAAUGUGCACGGGCAAGCUAAGAUCAGAUCGCCAAUUUCAAUAUUAAUAUCACUAAGUCCGAAUCUGCAAAACCGUAAGGCAUAUCAUGGACUCUAUGGAAGCUGGCGUGCACAGACUCGACGAUGGCACUAUCAUCCAUGUGUGCGACUGUAAAUCCUGUCUUCGUAAAACAGGCGGGAGGAAUUUACGUGUUUCCAAAGCUACUUACUUCAGACAUAAGCCCAGCAGAUGCACAUCAAUCUUCCUUCCUCCGAUCGCUCUGAGCAUUGCGCCAGAUCUCCCAUCACCAGAUCUUCGACGCACCCCUCCACCAGCUGCAUCCUCGUCCAGCAAGAGGCCUCAGGAAGAUCUCGAUGGUGGGGGACCUAUAAAUCAGAAAAAGGGACGUUCUGACAGCCCAGAACUAGUGCAUACAUCUGAGCCUGACCCCCACCCUGAUGACGCUCAUGAAGAUUUUUAUCAGUAUGAUGGCCUCGAGUAUGACACCAUACCUGAGGCGCUUCCUGACAAUCGGCUUCCUGAUGAGGUGCUUCUAGAAGAGGACCAAAAUUCCGACCAACCUCGUGGUUCUCAAGGUGUCGCACAGCCAGACCAACAACCACCGGCGGCACCUAUUGAAUCUGGCUUCACUCGCUGUGAAAAUGGAACUCGUCAAUGCUAACACGAUCGACUCGAAGGCUGAUGCCAUCAAGAAGCGACAGCCGAGUACCAAGCCGAUGCGUGUGAGCCCCAAGAUCACGGCGCGGAAUCUUUGCGCCCUCGAGUGGCAGUCAAACGGCCAUCAAAAGGAACCAGCCAGUGUCUUCGCUACUUACUGGAAUAGGUUGUCUACAGCUGACAAAGAGUUAUACAAGCGCAAAGCAGCUGUUCGGCUGUCUGCCACAGGACUGGCUCAAGCAGACGACAACCAGGAUGAAUAGUGGGC